AGAUCACCUCGGCCCCUUGGAGAGGCGGCCGAGCUGCGGCGGCGUAGGAGGGGGCGGGUUUGGCAAGGGCGCGGCCUCUGGGAGGGGGGCGCACGACGCGCAUCCCCCGCGCUCGCUCGCCCGGGCCACUCGGGAGCCUCGCGGCAGCCCGGUGCCCCACUUGGCCAUCCGCUCCGUGCUUCUUCUUUGCGCCCGCCUCCUCUUGUCACCUCCCGUCUCACCCUCUUGCUCCAUCCCCGCCGCAUACAUCGCCAUCCGAGUGCCUCAGAGAACCGGAGGUGGUACGCGGGGCUUCAGGGCGCGCCCUCAAGCGGUCCCCAGCUCGAUAUUGGGGGGCACGGGCAACAGCAUGGACACCAAGCGCUGCUUCGCUAACCGCUUCGAUGACUACCAGGGCAGCCUGCUGGCGGGCCAGUGCGAGGAAGCGGUGGCGCCCUUGGUCACCGCCACCAUCGAGCGCAUCCUCCAGGAGCUGCCCCCUCUUGGGGGCGGCGCUGAGGCCCGGGGGGCGACGGCCGGGGCCAGCGUCUGCCAGGGUGGGCUGUACAGCGGCGUGGCCGGGGUGGCCUACAUGCUCUACCACGUCUCACAGAGCCCGCUCUUCGCCGCGGCCCGGGAGCGCUACUUGCGCUCCGCCAAGCGCCUCAUAGACGCGUGCGCCCGCGCCGAGGAGUGGGGCGAGCCGGACGCCGACACCCGCGCCGCCUUCCUGCUCGGGGGAGCGGGCGUGUAUGCUGUGGCCACGCUGGUGUACCACGCCCUGGGCCGGUCCGACUACGUGCAGCCGCUGGGCAAGUUCCGGGCUCUGUGCGCCGUCUGCGCGCCGGUCUCCUUCCUGGAGUGCGGCUCCGACGAACUGUUCGUGGGCCGCGCGGGCUACCUGUGUGCCGCGCUGGUGCUCAAGCAGAAACUCGCCCAGGAGGUGCUGACCCCAGCACAGAUCAAAUCAAUUUGCCAGGCAAUUCUGGACUCUGGGAAGCAAUAUGCUACAAAGAAGAGGAAACCAUUCCCCCUGAUGUAUUCUUACUAUGGAACCGAGUACUUGGGGGCAGCUCAUGGCCUGUCAUCCAUUCUGCAGAUGCUUCUUUCUUACCAUGAGCACCUCAAGCCCGCAGAUCGGGAGCUGGUGUGGCAGAGUGUGGACUUCCUCAUGGAACAGGAACAGAAUUGCAACUGGCCACCUGAGCUCGGCGAGACUAUCGAGAGAGAGAAUGAGUUGGUCCACUGGUGCCACGGUGCUCCAGGAAUUGCCUAUCUGUUUGCCAAAGCUUAUCUGGUUUCCAAGAAACCACAGUACCUGGACACAUGUAUCCGUUGUGGGGAGCUCACAUGGCAGAAGGGCCUGCUGAAGAAGGGACCGGGGAUUUGCCAUGGUGUUGCUGGCAGUGCCUAUGUGUUCCUGCUGCUGUACCGGCUGACCGGAAACUCAAAAUACAUCUACCGUGCCCAAAGGUUUGCUCAAUUCUUAUUUACCGAGGAAUUCAAGGCCGGGUCACGGGUCCUUGAAAGCAUAUACAGCUUGUAUGAAGGCUUCUCCGGGACCGUGUGCUUUCUGAUCGACCUGCUGCAGCCCAAUCAGGCUGAAUUCCCUCUCUUCAGCGUCUUUGUUUAAAAGGUUCCAUCUCCCACUGUGGCCCUGCAGAAGUCCCCUGAGAUUUCCUGAGCCUGCCGAGGCAGUUUCCACAUAAGCCACAUUCAAUGGUAUCAUGACCAUGAGCCUUAACAUUGCCGCCGGAAGGAUGGGAGCAGGAGGGGAAGGUAGCAUGGUAGCAGACUGGAGAGAACCUACAAAAUAAGACACCACAACUCAUCUAAAAACUGUAGCGAAUGUAUGUUUCAGGGAGUGGAUGUAAAACUGGAGAUCAGAGAGAAAGGGGAAAAGAAAUGAUCUGUUUUUCAGUUCAUAACACAAGAACCAAAACAGAGAGGGGCACUAUGGCAAUAAAAUGCUAGUACUUUCCCAAUUGGAGAGAGAAUCUGGCCCUCUAUGGGUGUCUUCCACCCCUAAAUUCAGAAAUACAGACAAUCAAAACUUAUUUGCCCCAGUGAAAACUGCUGGCAGGGUUGAAAUGUCAGGAUGAAGGACAAAAAAGAAAACCUUUGAUUGUCCUAAGCCUUUAAUUAUUGAAAUUCAUGAUUUUUACUGAAUGGAGAUAUUUGCAUAUGAAUAUUUUUUAUCAUUGCCCUGGGCACUUUAAAGACAUCAUAUCAUAACUUAAACACUGAAGUUCCACAUUUCCUUAGGCCUUAGAAUAUCUCUUUUCCUAGUUCCUUUUUCUUUCCUAAAGCUCAAUUAGAAUAGUAAAAUUCAGGCAGGGCUGGCGGGUGUAACUCAGUGGUGGAAUGCAUGCCUAGCUUGCACAAGGCCCUGGGUUCCAUCUCCAGAACCACAAAUAAAGAAGAAAAAUUCAUAGUCUAGCAAAUACUGUAGCAAGUGUUGCUUUCAAGUGUUUUUCUGAAUUUCAAGUGUGAGCUGUGUAUUGUCUAUUGUUGGUAAUUUUUAAAAUGCCUUUAUGUAUGUAAUCUCUAUGAAGCUAUUAGUCAAACUGUAAAAUUUGCUCUUGGUAAAAAUCACUCAUCUCAAAGAUCAGGGUAACCACUACAAAGCUGUGUCAUUCUGCCUUUGAUGUAAUACUGUGUCCCUUGGGACAGACAGACAGGCUAAGAAAGGCACCAGUUGAUUGUGGAAGCAAUAUUGUUUGACUUUAUACUAUUAGUUUAAGAGAUGAGUGAACUCCCUGGCUGGUCACCUUACCUUCCAAGACACAGGGUCCACUAGAAAUUGGUUACAAUACCCAUUGAACCAAGUUAUCAUAUUAAAUUAAACCCUGCUGUAAACACA
Molecule: messenger RNA, 2842 nt
Organism: Ictidomys tridecemlineatus (thirteen-lined ground squirrel)
Lineage: Eukaryota; Metazoa; Chordata; Mammalia; Rodentia; Sciuridae
Gene: Lancl3
Product: LanC like family member 3
Biological process (GO): carbohydrate metabolic process; peptide modification
Cellular component (GO): plasma membrane
Source: RefSeq, a predicted model, not a curated record